UAGAAAAGUUGGGUUAGGAAAUUGAUAGUCACAAGAAUGUAAAUAAACAAACGCCUAAAUAAAUAAAAGUAAAAGAAAGUGAAGCAAAAGUCUAUUGGAGGCAUUCUAUACAAGUCAAUAAGAAAAAUGAGUAAUAUUUAUAUUCAAGAACCUCCAACUUCCGCUAAGAUAUUAUUAAAAACUUCUGCUGGAGAUAUAGACGUCGAGUUAUGGGCCAAAGAAACCCCGAAGGCGAGCCGGAACUUCAUCCAACUCUGCCUGGAAGGAUAUUACAACAAUACAAUUUUCCACAGAGUAGUGAAAGACUUUAUAGUACAAGGAGGUGAUCCAAGGGGCGAUGGCACCGGUGGUGAAUCGGUUUAUGGAGAGCCUUUUAAGGAUGAAUUUCACCAGAGGUUAAGAUUUUCCCGUAGAGGGCUUGUAGCCAUGGCUAAUGCUGGAAAAGAUGAUAAUGGCUCGCAGUUUUUCUUUACUUUAGCGGCGACACCCGAGUUGCAAAACAAACAUACGAUUUUUGGAAAAGUUGUGGGGGAUACAAUUUUUAACAUGUUAAAAUUGGCUGAGGGCAUGGUAAAGGAUGAGCGUCCAGUUUAUCCUUAUAAGAUAAUUAAAACAGAAGUAUUGAACAAUCCUUUUGAUGAUAUUGAGCCUCGAGUGAAAGAAGUUAAGGAAAAAAAAGAAAAGAAAAAGGAGAAAAAACCUGGAGUAAAGAAUUUCAAAUUGCUUUCCUUUGGAGAGGAGGCGGAGGAAGAUGAAGAAGUAUCUACAAGGGAGAGUGAGAAAUAUGCGGCCAAAGGCAAAUCUUCGCACGAUAUACUUAAUGACCCAAAGCUCAGUUCGGAAACAGAAGUAAAAGAAAGUCAACCUGAAGAAGAAGAAACAAUAGAUCCAGAAAAGCAACUAGAAAAUAUCAGAAAGAAGUUGAAAACUAGUCAUAGACCUGCCAAACUGAAUCAAAAGCCAUCAAAAUCGGCUACUGUUGUGGAUGUGGACGAUGAUGCUGAUCUUGAAGAAUAUUAUUUACAUUCUGAUAGGGACAAAGAGAGAAAAAAGAAGAUGGAAGAACUAAAAAAAGAAAUUCAAACUGUAAAGAAAGAGUAUCAGCAAAACAAACUAAAAAAUGAAGAAGAACAAAAAGAAAGGUCUAAAGAAGACGGUGAGAAGAACGAAACUUUCGAAGCAUAUAAAAAAGAGGUGGACAUAUAUAGAAGCAGAAAGAAAUCUCUGCCAAAAAAAGGUGCCGGCCGUGAAGAGUUCACUCUAAAAAUGCUAGAGAGUUUUAAGCAAAAGUUACAUUCGGCUAAGGAAAAGGAAGAAGAGGAUGAAGAGGAGGAGAAGAAGGCUGAGACAAGUGAAAAGAAAGAUAAAGAUGAGAACGUGGAUAAGGAGGAAAGUUGGUUGGGGCAUAAACUUCAAUUUAAAGACAAUUUGGUACUGGCAAAAGACGCCAAUACAAAGGAUGAUGAUUGGUUCGAAAUUUACGAUCCGAGAAAUACGCUAAAUAAGAGGCGAAGAGGAGAACCUACAAAAAAGGAUGUUAAAAAAUAGUCAAUAAAAUUGUAAUGGUAAAAAAUCUA
Anthonomus grandis grandis is the source of this 1577-nucleotide messenger RNA. RefSeq names its product spliceosome-associated protein CWC27 homolog. The transcript has 5 exons. The coding region runs from base 127 to 1548 and encodes 473 amino acids. Gene Ontology annotation, molecular function: peptidyl-prolyl cis-trans isomerase activity. Gene Ontology annotation, cellular component: catalytic step 2 spliceosome. Gene Ontology annotation, biological process: protein peptidyl-prolyl isomerization; protein folding. NCBI's taxonomy places the organism in Eukaryota, Metazoa, Arthropoda, Insecta, Coleoptera, Curculionidae. The record is from RefSeq and is a predicted model, not a curated record.